AUGCUCGCCACGGCAGUGGUGAUUUCUGCAGCUGUACCAAUGGUGCAGAGAUUAGAACACCGGCAACAAGAUGAAGGAUUUCAAAAUAACGGCUUAACGGAGGCUGUUACCUGGGACACUCAUACGCUUCAAGUUAACGGCGAAAGGGUGUUUCUUUACAGUGGCGAGUUUCAUUACUUUCGCCUUCCUUCACCUGAUCUUUGGAAAGAUGUUCUGCAAAAGCUCAAGGCAUUGGAGUUCAACGGGGUCUCUUUCUACUUUGACUGGGGCUAUCACUCAGCCCAAAAAGGUGUCUAUGACUUUAACGGUAUCCGUGAUGUUCAGAGGGCAUUCGAUUAUGCUACCGAAUUGGGACUUCAUAUUGUGACACGACCGGGCCCUUAUAUCAAUGCUGAAGUGGACUGCGGUGGUUAUCCUGGUUGGUUUAUAAGGGAACCCGGUGCCACACGUAAAAGGGACCCGAAUAACGACAAGAACUACUUGGAGUGGCUUGAUGCAAUUGACAAGCAUAUCGUACGAAAUCAGGUUACACAUGGUGGUCGAGUCAUCUUAAAUCAAAUCGACAACGAGUAUGCAGUCAAUACUGACCCGCGCUAUAUGCAAAUGAUCAAAGACAAAUUCCACGAGGAUGGCAUCGUUGUGCCAUUAAUCCACAACGAUCCUGGUUUAAGGUCCGGAUUCGUGAGGGGUGAAGGCGCUCCAGACAUUUAUGGGUGGGACAUUUAUCCACUUGGUUUCGACUGCAGCCAGCCAGAUAAAUGGGAGACCGAUAGAAAUCAGAUCAGUUACAGAGAGUACCAUCGACGUACAAAUGAUGAACAACCUAUGGCUGUCUACGAAUUCCAAGGAGGUGCUUUCGAUCGUUGGGGUGGUACAGGCUAUGCAGAAUGCAGAAAGCUUCUUAAUGAGCAGUACGCCAAGGUUUACUACAAAAACAACUUUGCGCAGGGCGUAACAAUUCACAAUUUAUAUAUGACUUACGGUGGCAUUUCAUGGGGAAAUCUUGCCGAGCCAGGCGUUUAUAGCUCUUACGAUUAUGCUGCACCCAUCAGCGAAUCUGGUAUUUUGACUGCCAAGGCCUACGAAAAUAAGCUUCAAGGAGGAUUCAUAAAUACUGUCAAGCCCUUCUAUACAACCGAGUAUUUUGAGUCACAAACAGACAACGACAAUCUUAUAGUCGACGGUUUAGCGGAUGUCAAUACAGAUACCAAAUUUUACAUUGCUCAGCAUCUUGAUAUUGGCUCUAAAGAUUUAGACGAGUUUACCAUUACCGUGAACACCACGAAGGGCGCACUUACUAUUCCUCGAAGCAGCAAGCUUGUUUUGAACGGUCGCGAUGCCAAGAUUUUGGUUACGAAUUACGAUUUUGGUUCGCAACAUUUGGUUUACACAACAAGUGAAAUCUUCACUCAUCAGGACCUAGACUCCCGUGAUGUCAUUGUGGUUUAUGCCUAUGAAGAUGAAGACGGUGAAUUUGCAAUCAGCGUAGACAAUGAAGAUUUCAAAGUUGAAGCUGACAGUUCAGUUACUUCGGACGUCUCUGACGGCAUUUUGCAGCUUACCUACAAGCAUCCAAAUGGCACCACUCCAGUUCAUAUUUCAGGAACAGAAAAGGACUUGCUUGUGUUGAUUUCUGGUUAUCAAGCUGCUACGAGAUGGUGGGCUCCUCAUAUUGAUGAACAUACGCGUGUCUUUAUUCAUGGACCUUAUCUCGUGCGCUCUGCUUCUGCUUCACACCAUUCGUCGGUGGCAUUCACUGGAGAUAUCGAUGAAACAACAGACAUUCAAGUGGUCCUUCCCGACAAGAUCAACUCCAUCACCUGGAAUGGUAAGAAGGUCAAACUGGAGGAGGGCCAAAAUGGUAUCUGGACCGGAACGUUGCAGUUUGACGAACCAGAUGUCAAGUACACUGAUCUUACCCAGGCCAGAUGGAAGUACAGCCCUGCGUCCCCAGAGACAGAACCUGACUUUGAUGAUUCGGAUUGGUUGACCGCGAAUAACCUUACUACUGUAUCUAUCACUCCGCAUGACACAUGGCCGGUCCUCUAUGCAGAUGAAUAUGGCUACCACACUGGUAAUAUUUGGUUCCGUGGCACUUUUAAUGGAUCUUCGGAAAUCACUGGCUUCAAUAUUACUAGUCACUUUGGUCUUGCUUCUGCUUGGGUGGUGUGGUUCAAUGGCAAAUAUCUUGGAGGUUGGGGUGCGGAUGAAACGGGCAAUUUAGGCUACGAGGAUUUGAAUAACACUCUACUCAAGUCUGAGGGUGAAAAUGUCAUUUCUGUCUUAUUUUGGACUACUGGUCACGGUGGCGAUUGGAACGCAGACGGUUGGCAUACAGAUGCGCGAGGUCUUACGAAAGCAGAACUUCUUGGAGUUAGCAACCAGACCAUUUGGUCAAUUGAUUGGAAAAUCCAAGGCAACCUUGGAGGAGAAAAUAUCUUCGAUACCGUUCGUGGUCCUUAUAAUGAAGGUGGCCUAUAUGGCGAACGUAUGGGCUGGCAUUUACCGGGCUUCCGCGAUAACGAUUGGGAGACCGUAUCCUUGCCAGAGUCUACCAAUCGCACGGGCUUUUCAUGGUACCGUACAUCAUUUGAUGUCAAAAUCCCCAAUGGAUACGACGUUCCUAUGAGCGUCCGAAUUGAUGACGACACUGACUCCCGCUAUCGUGCUGUCAUUUUCUGCAAUGGCUGGCAACUUGGAAAGUUUGCGCAUGAUAUCGGCCCACAGACCCAAUUUUAUCUUCCGCGCGGCAUCCUCAAUGUGAAUGGCAAAAAUACAUUGGCUAUUGGAACCGUUGCCAUUGACGAGGGAGCACAACUCGGCAAAGUUACUCUUGAGCCUUAUGGUGUACUUCAAUCUGCACUUCCGCAAGUCGAUAUGGUUGAUUCUCCAUCAUAUAACGACCUCAGGAAGAGAAAGUAA
Molecule: messenger RNA, 2922 nt
Organism: Zychaea mexicana
Lineage: Eukaryota; Fungi; Mucoromycota; Mucoromycetes; Mucorales; Lichtheimiaceae
Product: beta galactosidase
Exons: 11
Coding region: 1-2922 (973 amino acids)
Biological process (GO): carbohydrate metabolic process
Cellular component (GO): vacuole
Molecular function (GO): beta-galactosidase activity
Source: RefSeq, a predicted model, not a curated record